AUGGAACAUGAAUCAAUACCAUUAGUGGCAUGUGGACAAGCCGCCGAUGAUACGGCAACACAGACGCCCAAGACGCAAUUAUUGGCGCAACACUUCGCGACCCCUCUAGCAGAACGCUCGAGGCUGCCUUCUAAUCGCGUCUUCUACUCCUCUGCACAAUGGACAGGCGAUGGCACAACAAUAAUCACGGGAUCUUCUGACAAUUCUGUUUCGUCCUUUGUCCUGCCCGCAGAUCUAAUGGAUUUCGACAGCGGGACUCGCCAAUUGGAACCCCAGGCGAAAAUCAAGUUGCCUGAACCAACUCAGGUCAUAGCACCUGCUCCAUUCUUCUCCCUGUCUGAAGCGGCUUCUCAAACAUUCCUUGUAGGGUGUCGAGAUCAUCCACUGCAUCUUUAUCAUGCUUUUCCGGAUGAUCCUCGCUCUGCACCUAUCGGUCAUUACAAGUUUAUCAGGCACGAAACAGAGCAGUACAUUGUACCAGCCUCACUGGUAUGGCCGCAUCCCGGCACUCACUUCAUAUGCGGUUCUGCCAACCGUCUGGACUAUUUUGACGUAUCACGUCACGGAUCAGAUGGACCUGUGUUAACAGUGCCUACCAUCCCCUCCAAGAGGCAUAUCUCCAAGGGACACGGGGUGGGUAUGAAAGGAACCGUUUCCGCUCUGGGUGUUUCACCCCCAAAUGUCAAUGGGCUCCCUCUUGUUGCUGCCGGCACGCGGACACGCUGGAUGGGUUUGUACGAUCUCCAUCGCUCGGACGGUGCAGUUGCUAACUGGCGAAUAUCGGAAUCCGAUUUGCCGGGAUCGUCAGACUCCUAUGCCGGACAAGGAGUCGUCCAAGUGCUAUGGAGUCCCUGCGGGCGCUACCUUAUUAUCAACGAACGACAUUCGAAUGGCUUAUUGGUCUAUGAUAUUCGGGGUUCGGGAAGGUUGCUCAGCAUCUUGGCUGGCCGAAAAAACUUGUCGCAGCAGAGACUGAACUGUGACGUCUUUGCAGGCAGUCAACACGGGGAUGGAGGUUUUGAGGUGUGGGCCGGCUCUCAAGAUGGCUCUGUAAUUGUUUGGGACCAAGUCGGACUGACUGCAGCAGAAACGCAGCCGUCCUGGAGUUGGAAUCCUCAUGAUUCUCCGGUCUGUGCCUCAAUUUUGCAUAAUAGCGGAUCAGUCAUCGCCACCUGUUCUGGGGGAUGGGAGCAUUCCGAUAUUAAAGAUGAAUAUGAUGCAGUCGACGCACACGCUGGGCAGGGAUGGAGCUGCAAAAUUCUGGAGGAAUCAAGUCUGAAAAUUUGGUCUUUCGGUGGCGGUGUGCUCAUCGUCACGACAACUUGGUGCACUACAACCAGCAACAUAGCUCCAAUUCACUUUGGCUAUCUUGUUUAUGAUCGAUCAUCAAGUCAUCCACAUAGUUGGGCAACCGAUCUCAAAUCCACAAGCAAGGGACUUAUGACGGUUGGCAAAACUUUUGGGCCCCUCGACGAUGAAACCAUAGCUCGCGCACCGGAUUUUGUCUUCCACCAUUUCGGACUGACCUGUGACCUCGCGCAUCUUCUGACCGGCGCUAUUGCGAUUGUGCCUACUACGACUGUUGACGAAUGCCCAGAGCUGGAUUGCCUCUUGAUAGAAGGGCGAAAUCCUGCAUAUUUUGAAUUGCAUCCGCAAUACGCCGGCUUCGUCCGUCGCCAUGUAGCUGCAGGUAAGCUGGUUUCCUCACCUGCACUGGAGCGACAGUCCUUGCCUCCACGGACGUCCUGGAUGGCAACUGUCAAUGACACCGAAUACGAAUUGGUGAAGAAAUUUUCCCCGCUUGUUAACUGA
This is a messenger RNA of Metarhizium acridum CQMa 102, 1812 nucleotides long. The record is from RefSeq and is a predicted model, not a curated record. Lineage: Eukaryota; Fungi; Ascomycota; Sordariomycetes; Hypocreales; Clavicipitaceae.